Messenger RNA from Polistes dominula (European paper wasp), 1700 nucleotides. Its product is annotated as cytochrome P450 4c3. The record is from RefSeq and is a predicted model, not a curated record. Lineage: Eukaryota; Metazoa; Arthropoda; Insecta; Hymenoptera; Vespidae. Gene Ontology annotation, molecular function: iron ion binding; oxidoreductase activity, acting on paired donors, with incorporation or reduction of molecular oxygen; monooxygenase activity.
UAUUAAUCAUUUUGUCAUUUAAAUAUAUGAUAGAUAUUGAAUCGUUCGAAAGUUUAAUUAAAAUAAAUGGAGUUUGGUUUCUUUCGAAAAUGAAACUCGAGUACGUUAGAAAGUGAAUAAGUUGUGAAUUUGGACAGAUAUUGAGAGAGAAAAAAAAUCUAUUGGAAGUAUUUGAAAAGUGUUUUGCAAAGUAGUCAGAAGAUUUCAAGAAGACACCAUGCUUUCUGCAAUACAAAUUCCUGAUCUUCCUUGGACAGCUUGGAUCUUGUCUUGGUCUUUGAUCAUUUUCAUAGCGUCAUUCAUAAUAAAUCACAUAAUAUUUAGCAUCGCUGUUUGGAGAAUACCGCAUCCGAAAGCCUUGCCAUUAAUUGGAAAUGCUUAUCAAUUGAACUGCAAUUCGGAAGAAUUCUUCAGCAAUUUGAUCAAAUGGCAAGAAGAAUACGGACAAAUAUAUUUGAUUUGGGUUGGCAUGCGAGCUUUUAUAUUUCUAUACAGAGUAGAAACGGUUAAGCCAUUACUCGAAAAUAGCGAUAACAUUGAUAAAAGUCUCGAAUACAGACACCUAAUUCCAUGGCUUGGUACUGGAUUGAUCACUAGUAACGGAGAAAAAUGGCACAGUCGUAGGAAGUUAAUAUCAUCAACUUUUCACAAACACUCAUUGGAAGAUUAUUUUUCGUGUGCUAUGAACGAAGUCAACAUUAUGAUCAAUUGUCUUAGAAAAGAAAUCGACAAGAGUGUUGAUAUCGUUCCUUAUGCCAAACGUGCUGCACUCGACGUCAUUUGUGACAGUUCCAUGGGUUAUCGACUUGACGCGCAAACCACUUUAUACAAUGAAUAUGUUUUAGCAGUAGACAAAUUGUCUCAUAUCACGCAGUAUAGAUUUACAAGUCUUUGGGCAUCAAAAGACUUUUUAUUCAAAUGGAGCAAUUUAGGAAAGGAAUACGAUCGUGCUCUUAGAGUAGUUCAUAAUUUCGUUGAUCAGGUGAUUGCCGAACGCAAAAGAGAAAGGGGAAACAAUGAAAACAAUAAUUAUGACAAACCGACGAAGAGAAAUAAACAUUUGUUGGAUUCGUUAUUGGAUAUAUCAAGUAACGGUACGAUUUUAACAGACACUGACAUACGAGAUGAAGUUAACACAUUUAUGUUCGCUGGACAUGAUACUACAGCUACCAGUAUAUCUUGGGUAUUAUAUGCCUUAGGAAGAAAUCCUCAAUAUCAAAACUUCGUCUAAAGGCUGAAUUAGUUCUUGUUAAUAAUGACGGGGUACCUUUAAAGAUAACCCCACGAGAGCGAUGAACAUUUUUUUCAUUAUUUUUUUUUUUUUUUUUUUUUUUUUUUUUUUUUUUUUUUUUACUUUACAUUUUAAAUUACAAGUAUUCUUAGUUUAUACAUAGUUUCUAUUGAAGACGAUUAGUGUCCAUUUUAUACGUAUAAUUAAGUUUUAGUAUUACGUGUGAUUUUUUACAAAACGUAAUUAUAAAAUUACAAGAUUGAUAGUUACGAACACAUAACUAUAGAUCUAUAGAAGACGCAGUAUACUUUACCUAGAUCAAAAAACAAUUAUGACGUGAUGAUAUUGUUACAACAUCUAUCAACAAUCCUCUAAAAUUCAUCUAAUCCUAAUGUAUUUAAGUCAUUUAUAUUCAUUUACAUGAUAAGAGUGAUUUAUUAUUUUUAAUAAAAAAAAAAGUAAUUUUUUA